Messenger RNA from Letharia lupina, 567 nucleotides. RefSeq lists its product as uncharacterized. Bases 1 to 567 code for a protein of 188 amino acids. The record is from RefSeq and is a predicted model, not a curated record. The transcript has 4 exons. Lineage: Eukaryota; Fungi; Ascomycota; Lecanoromycetes; Lecanorales; Parmeliaceae.
AUGGUCUACUACUUCACCUCCAACGUGAUUGACCCCCCCGCCACCAUCUACUUCCACGCCGACAACCUCUCCUCCGCGCACAUCUACCUGCGCCUCACGCCCGAGCAGACAUGGGACGCCUUGCCCAAGGAGCUGGUGGAGGAGUGCGCGCAGUUGACCAAGGCGAAUUCCAUCGAAGGCAAUAAGAAAGACAACGUCACGAUCGUCUACACGCCGUGGGCGAACCUGCACAAGAAUGCCGGCAUGGCGACGGGGCAGGUGGGGUUUCGGGAUCCGAAAAGGACCAAAAAAACCCUCGUCCCCACCCGCCUCAACCCGACGAUCAACCGGCUGGAGAAGACGCGCCGGGCGCGCCCCGUCGACGACCUGCCCGCCGACAAGGAGGCGCACCUGGCGCGGCAGCGGGCGACGAAGCGGGCCGAGAACGAGAGGCGGCAGAAGGAGGCGGACGGGGUGGCGCGGGAGCGGAGGGAGGAGAAGGAGAGGCGGGAGAGGGGGUAUGAGGAUCUCAUGGCCGAGGGGGGCAGGAGCAACGAGGAGGGGUUCGACGAGGAUGAUUUCAUGUGA